AUGGCUCCAACAGAUCUCACACAUGUCACAAAAAACCAAUCAAGGGAUGGGGAAGAAGCAAGUGAAGAAGAUAAUCUAAGCCAAGAUUGUAAGGAUCUUAUUCUCUCUCUUCCUAAAGAGAAGGGUUUUUCCAUUCUACAGAUAUCCCCUUAUCUCUAUCUAUUCCAAGGGUUUUGGUUCUCUUCAGCUUUCAUCCAAACCAUAAACAUUAUUCAGAAACACUUCCAAGCUAAAGACAGUGAUGUUGUUGUAGCCACCAUUCCAAAAUCAGGCACCACAUGGUUGAAAGCCCUUACCUUUGCCAUUAUCAACCGCCACCGUUUUUCAUCCUCACAGAACCAUCCAUUGCUUACUUCAAAUCCCCAUGACCUUGUGCCUGUCUUUGAACACACCGUUUAUGGGGAUGCACAUAACCAAGUUCCUAACCUCUCCAACAUGAUCGAGCCAAGACUUUUUGGUACUCACAUUCCAUUCCCUUUAUUGGCUAAGUCAAUCAAGGAGUCCAAGUGUAGGAUCAUUUAUAUAUGCAGGAACCCUUUCGACACUUUUGUGUCUCUCUGGAUUUUCCUCAACGCAAUUAACGUAGGCCCUCAAUUUGCAUUAACAUUAGAGGAAGCUUUUGAAAUGUACUGCAACGGGUUAGUUGACUUUGGUCCAUCUUGGAACCAAAUGCUUGGUUACUGGAAUGAGAGCAUAGCUAGACCACACAAGGUUCUGUUCUUGAAGUAUGAGGAUCUUAAACAAGAUGUCAAUUUUCACGUGAAAAGAGUGGCUGAAUUCUUGGGUUGUCCUUUCACUCAAGAUGAGGAAAAUAGUGGAGUGAUUGAAAACAUAAUAAAGCUGUGUAGUUUUGAGAAGAUGAAGGAAUUGGAGGUAAAUAAUUCUGGAGCAACUGGCACGAACAUUUGGAAAAAGCACUUGUUUCGUAAGGCUGAAGUAGGGGAUUGGGUGAAUUACCUUUCUCCUUCAAUGGUGGAAAAAUUAUCCAAAAUCAUGGAGGAAAAGUUAAGUGGAUCGGGACUUUCAUUUACGAUGAAUUCUUAA
Molecule: messenger RNA, 1044 nt
Organism: Gastrolobium bilobum
Lineage: Eukaryota; Viridiplantae; Streptophyta; Magnoliopsida; Fabales; Fabaceae
Product: cytosolic sulfotransferase 15-like
Exons: 1
Coding region: 1-1044 (347 amino acids)
Biological process (GO): sulfation
Cellular component (GO): cytoplasm
Molecular function (GO): sulfotransferase activity
Source: RefSeq, a predicted model, not a curated record